Molecule: messenger RNA, 1725 nt
Organism: Dibothriocephalus latus
Lineage: Eukaryota; Metazoa; Platyhelminthes; Cestoda; Diphyllobothriidea; Diphyllobothriidae
Source: the annotation of a GenBank genome assembly
AUGGUUGGUUCCGGACAUCGUGUGGACCCCAGCGAAGCCUUUAAGGAACUGGGAAACAACUGGGAAGAAUUCAAAGCAAGUAAAAGAGUCAUCAUUCAUCUGGCCUCGGUUUCUUUAACACAGCAACAACGGUCUAUUCUUCAGAAGGCAGGUGAACUAAACACACUUGAAAGUCAUCAUUUUGGACGUCUUUGCGACAUUCGAGACGCGAACGUCGACGUCAUCUUGAUAACUCGCAGUCCAGUCGGAAAAAACCUCCUAGAAUACUAUGAUCGUCUGCUCAGACUUCUGCCGGCUAUACGUUCAGGAAAGGCCGGCGCAAAAAGCUCGCAGCGGUCGCGUUACCUGAUUGUUGUUCCCGAGGCGGUCAACAGCUUUGAUAAACCCGGAUGUCCACCGUUCUGUCUAUCAAGUCUGCUCAAAUACAGCCCACGCGCGCUCCAGUCAAUGAAAGCCUUCAUUAAGGGCCGGCCAGCUCUUGUUGUUCCUGGUGCUGCCAGUCACAUUGACGACUACUACGUGGCAGAUUACUUUGCAGCCGCCCUCCUGGCCCCAUCAUUACAGACGGCAAAGCUGUUUAAUGCGAAGACUACAAUUCGAAGAGUGGUCAGUAUGUUGAGCGAAAAGCAACUGACUGAAAAUCGAACUGGGAACGAGGAAAUGGAUCUUGAUCCAAGAGCGCGCCUUCUCCAGGCUCCUGGCGAUUAUGACGUUUAUGAGGAGGAGCAGUUUUACGAAACCCUUGCUCAACUCAUCACUGCCAACCUGCCCUCGCGUGUAUACGCCUUCAAAAUAGACUUCAGCUACAACAGCUCUCUUGGCGACCUCGGGGCAGGAGGCGUUCCCUGCUGGUCACGUGACAUCCGGCUGACUGUUUUCUCUCCUCCGCGAACGCGACACCUGUCGGUUCCGCGUGAAUUUGCUCGCAUGCCAGCGCGGUCCUGUCCGAACCGACUCCUGCCAAGGGCCCAGAACCGGGUAGGUGGUGGUGUCAUUGAAGCCAUGCCUCCGGCCCAGGACUGGACAAACCUCUCGAUUGAAGUGGUGAUUUACCCCGACAAGUCCACGAAGGUACUUUGCAGCGGUGACCAGCUGCACGCAGGACGGAAGCUCUCCUGCUGGGGUUGGAUAGUGCCAAUGACCUCAGUUGAUCCCGCGUGGGUCAACAAAGUUUCCAGGGCUCUCAUAGAUGACUGCGCCUCCAGGGGCCUGAAAGGCUACUUCACAAUUGACCUGGUGACCUUCUUUCACGAGGAGUCUGCUGAGCAACUGCUCUGGAUAACAGGUAUACGGCCUGGCUACUCUGCAAACCUGGCUAUGUUCCAGUUGGUCGGCAUGCUUGCGGAUGCUGACUUCGUGAUCGAUGCCCAGACCGGGACCCAUCAACUGCUUGCUACUCCGACCCAGGAUGUUGGCAAAGUGAAUCCACCUCAGGAGAAGAACGGCUCUGCGUUCACUCUCUUCAGUGAACUGAAGCAGGAAAAUUUGGGGAUAAUAUCUGUUGGCAACAGCCUGCCAAAUGCACUGAGACUCUUCAUCAACCACUUGAAACUCCUUCACACUGAGAUAAAUUGUCCAAAGAUGCAAGGACAAGGAUGCAUCAGUGAUUGCAUCAGGGAAAGCACGAGCAUCCUGGAGCUCAGUCAAGAGAACGUCAAGAAUGCAGCACGGAGAAAGCAAUCUUCUACCACCAGCACUGACGCUGUCAUCAAUGAUCAGGAGUAA